Glycine soja is the source of this 3798-nucleotide messenger RNA. RefSeq names its product protein SMG7L-like. Gene Ontology annotation, biological process: nuclear-transcribed mRNA catabolic process, nonsense-mediated decay. NCBI's taxonomy places the organism in Eukaryota, Viridiplantae, Streptophyta, Magnoliopsida, Fabales, Fabaceae. Gene Ontology annotation, cellular component: telomerase holoenzyme complex. Bases 323 to 3331 code for a protein of 1002 amino acids. The record is from RefSeq and is a predicted model, not a curated record. Gene Ontology annotation, molecular function: protein binding; telomeric repeat DNA binding; telomerase RNA binding. The transcript has 6 exons.
ACAUUUUUCUUGUGCCAAGUAGAAAGAAAAAAAAAAACAAUAUGAAAAGCCAGAAUAUGGUUAAGAUUGUUGUCUUGUAUUCAAUCUCCUCAUCAUAAUCCUACCUUUUUACUUUGUCUGUUUCACAACUGAAACCCCAGCAAGUGGUCCAACUCUUCUUGCUUCUUCCCUUCUCCGCUUCCAUGUUCCUCUCUCUCAAAGCUUUCACUUUCUGCUUCAUUUGUUGCUGCUACAGUUUUUCACCCAUGAAUAUCUUCUUCAUUUGGUCUGGUUUGUGCUAAGCAGAUGCAUCACCUUUGAAGGAAGCCCUUCAGUUUCGAUCAUGGCAACCAAUCCAUCUCAUUUGCCUGGAAUUCAUAAUGAAGAAAAAGUUGUCUCAGAGAUUGGGAAUUCUGAAAAGCAGUUGUGGGCAUUGAUCCAUUCCAAAGGCCUUUUGCACUCUGAUGCUCAAGACUUGUACCACAGGGUCCGGUCUAGUUAUGAGAGAAUAAUCUUGAGUAAUCACAUGUUCUCAGAACUUCAGGAUGUUGAAUAUUCUUUGUGGAAGCUGCACUAUAAGCAUAUUGAUGAAUUUCGCAAAAUAAUAAAGAAAACCUCUGGUAAUGUGGAGAGCAAAAAAUCAGGAAUGCCACAAAAUCGUGCUGUGCAGGGAGACAGUGGCAAUAAUUUAAAGUUAUUCAAGAUAUUUCUGACUGAGGCUGUUGAGUUUUACCAAACUCUGAUUGUAAAACUUAGAAAACAUUAUGGAGUCCCAGUAGAGGCUUUAUUUUAUAAAAAGGGUUGGAACUCUGCCUCUGUUGAACCAGAUGUCAUGGAGAAAUGCGAGUAUUUAUGUCAUCGCUGCUUAGUUUGUAUGGGGGAUCUUGCCAGGUACAAACAACAAUGUGAAAACCCUGAUACUCAAAAUCAUAAUUGGUCAGUUGCUGCUGCCCAUUAUUUGGAAGCAACAAGGAUUUGGCCAGACAGUGGUAACCCGCAAAAUCAGUUGGCUGUACUGGCAACAUAUAUUGGUGAUGAAUUUCUUGCUCUUUACCACUGUGUAAGAAGUUUAGCUGUUAAAGAACCUUUUCCUGAUGCCUGGAACAAUCUUAUCUUGUUGUUUGAGAAGAACAGGUCAUCUCCUCUGGAAUAUGUUUCCAGCAAAAUCUGUUUAGAUUUCUUGAAACCUUCUCGAAGAAUUGGUGAAGAGACCAAGGUGCAAUGGGAAGAUGAUAGCUCAAACUGCAACAAGUUUGAAGGCAAAAGUAGUCAUUUAAAAAAGUUAUGGUCUCUUGUGGUCAGAACAAUAAGCUUCCUCUUCAUAUCGUCAAGUUUAGAGGAAUUCUCUAUUGCGUUGGCAUCUACAAUUGGAGAGUUGGAUAAAACGAUGGAGCUAGAAGAUACAGAACUAAAGACCAUGUUGGAAUCCUAUAGUCAAAUGGAUUUAGCCAGAAGAGGUCCUUUCCGAGCUAUACAAGUAGUUUCUGUUCUCAUAUUUUCCCUAACGAAUCUGAUUGAUAAACUUGGAAAAGAUGAAUCAGAAAACAAAAAUGAUGGACAGUUAAUGCAACUGGCAUUAACUGCUGCAUUCAGCUUGAUGGGACGUUUCAUUGAAAGAUGCCUAAAGGCUAGUUCUUUGAUACAUUGCCCCUUGUUGCCCUCAGUGCUAGUUUUUGUGGAGUGGUGUUCAAGCAUACAUGAAGUAUGUGCAACCGAUCAAAAGAGUACAAUAGCUAUAUCUUAUUUUUUUGAAAUGUUUGUUGAACUUCUAAAUCAUCUAAAGGAUGACAAAAAGGAAACCGAGAAGCAUCUUGAUAGAACUCCUCUUUGGGAGGAUUAUGAGUUAAGGGGCUUUGUACCUAUAGCUUGUUCAUAUCUCUCAUUGGAUUUUUGCGGUAAUUGGGAACACAUAGACAACUUUGAAAGUGGAAUUGAAUUGCGUACUGAGCGCAUCCGAGAAGCAGCAAUCAAGAUAGCAAGCAGUUCAAAUAAUUGGCAGAAGUGGAUUACAUGUGAUAAAUUAGGAAACAAAUUUUAUCUGGCUAGAUCAGAUCAAGAUCAUGACAAGAAAGAAACAAAAAAUGUGGAGUCCAACAGCCAUAGUACAAAAUUGGAAGAGCCUAAUCAGCAAACCAACAAAGACACGGGAGAACAGGGUAAAUGGAUGGUAAAGGAUAAUCUAAGUAGCUCCAGCACCAAUGGAAAAUCUUCUGUAGUGGAAGAAGAGGAAGUUAUUCUCUUCAGACCUCUCACAAGGUACAAUUCAGCUCCAUCACACUGCUCUAUCUCUACUGAUGACAAGAUGACACCAAAAGACAAGGACAACCAGAGCUUACUGUCCGAUGAUUGUUUGCACCGUGCUAGUUCUCUACUUUUGGCACAAAACCCAGCUCAAACUCAAAGUGAUCCAUGGGAAUUCAGCAUUUUGGAUUUCAGGAGUGACAAAUCAUUCAAACAGCAAGAAUCUUCAACAAGGGAAUCAAAUGCACAUACUUUCUCUGAAGCCCCAAUCUCUGCUGGCCCUCCUUCUCUCAAUGCUUGGGUCCUUGAUAGAGGAAGCUUGAGCCACAACAGAAACAAUGGGACAAAUGGCCUUAGUGAGCACAGGUUGCAGCCCAUUGAGGAAAUAGCUUCUUCAUCCUUGGCCAGUAUUUCCAUCAAUAAAGCUGAGAAUUCAGUCACAAGUUCAAUGGUUGAGUCUUCAAACUUCCAUUACUCCUCUUCUGCUACAUAUUCCCUUCCAGUACCUUCUGCUCCAUUACUUCCUGAUAAUGCUGCAUGGUUUACUGAUGCACAAUCUAGUUUAUCUUCUCCAUUAUUUCCUGACAACUCAGUACCAAAAAGUGGUUAUCCAGAUUGGAGUUCUACUUAUGGACCACAUGGAUAUGAUCCUAGAUUUCCUGUUCUAUCAAGUGGAUACACACCACCUGGCAGAAUGACUUCUUCGGAAUGGCUGCGUUGGUACAGAGAAAAUUACAAACCUGAAAGGACUAACAAUUACAUGCAGCCCACUCAUUUGAAUAGUCCUGGUCCUGGUAAUCAUGUGAACGUUCCCUAUCAUGAUACUUACAGGUUUGGUCAAUUUGAUAGAUGGAGCAACCCUUUGCCAUCUAACCAGUACACAUAUAUGGAGUCCCCAGGGCCCCCACCAUUGCAGCCAGGUUUUUUGUCUGCUUUUGGUGAGCACAAAGGAAGUGUCUACAACAAUUUUCAAAGACCAACCCCUUAUGGGUGUGGUGUAGUGACAGACCCGAGGAAUGAGCCACAGUCUCUAUUAGAGUGUCUGAAGGAGAAGGAAUGGCGACUCCAGCCGGAUCCUAAUGUCAGAGGGCCUACAUUCAUGGGAAAUUAGAAAUUCUAUCUGAAACUUUUUUUUUUACUUUUGUGCACUUUGGUUCCAUAACAAGCAUCAAAACAGGAAAGACGUGCGCAUAUAUGCAUAGAGAUGUUUCGGUCAUUUCUUGAAUGAAUUGAGGAACUCCAAAGAAAGUGGAUGAAGUAUCCUCCAUUCCAGUUUUUAUCUCAUGGAAAUCUGCACUUCUUUUCUUAAUCAUCUGUUCUAGGAUAUGCAUGUAAAAUAUGUAUAUUUAGAAGAGGAAAUCGUCAUUCUUAGAAGUGGACACAUGAUUUCUGAAAACAAGGUUACUAGCCAUGUUUGCUGAUAUAUACGAGAUUAUCUACGGUGAGAUAUAAAUUGUAAAGACAUAUAUGAUGCCAGAAUUAUGGUUGAGUAUGUUAUAUCCAAAAAUUAUGGCUUAGGAAAGCCAAGUAAAUGAUGCCAUAUGUCUUUAACCAUGGCAGUAAAAACAAUUUUUUAAA